This is a messenger RNA of Paramecium tetraurelia, 1507 nucleotides long. RefSeq lists its product as uncharacterized. Gene Ontology annotation, cellular component: protein phosphatase type 2A complex. Lineage: Eukaryota; Ciliophora; Oligohymenophorea; Peniculida; Parameciidae. Gene Ontology annotation, biological process: signal transduction. The record is from RefSeq and is a predicted model, not a curated record. The transcript has 5 exons. Gene Ontology annotation, molecular function: protein phosphatase regulator activity.
CACAUCUUUAUUAAAAUCAAAUAUAUAAAUAAUGUCAAGGACUUCUAGUUCAAAAUCAACUGCAACAGGGAGAACAUAAGCAUAGGCUCCCACUAACACUCAACAAACAAGAGCUCCUCCAUAAAUGAUUCAAAAUAUGGCCAGAGUAACAGAUCCUAAACAUGUGCCUAAGGAAAUUAGAGACUAAUUCUUAAAGAAAAUUCAUUUUUGCUCAUAGCCUUAUGAUUUUAAUGAUGACACCAAAAAUGUUAAAGAAAAAUAGGAACGUUCAUAAUACUUAUAGGAAUUAUUUGAUUUACUUAAGGAACCUAAUUUUGUGGCUAAUUUGGUUGUCCCUCAUUUAGAUUUGAUUAUAGAAAUGAUUGAAAAGAAUAUUUUUAGACCUUUACCAAUUUUAAAGAAAACAGCAACUAAUGGAGAAAUUGGUAUGGAAGAUGAUGAUCAACUCAUUGACCCAGCCUGGACUCAUUUACAGCCUGUUUAUGAGUAUUUCUUGCAAUUAAUUGUUAAUGAACAACCUGAUGUAAAAUCACUUAAAAUUUUCAUUACACAUUCCUUUAUUUAAGAAUUCCUUGAAUUAUUUGAUUCAGAAGAACCUCGAGAAAGGGAAUACUUGAAGAAUAUUUUGCAUAGACUCUAUGCAAAAUUAGUACCAAGAAGAAAAAUGAUUAGAAAGGCAAUAAAUGAUUGCUUCUACACUUUGAUCCAUGAAACCUACAAAUUUAACGGUGCCGCAGAACUCUUAGAUAUCUUGGCAAGCAUCAUCAGUGGAUUUGCAGUUCCUUUAAGAGAAGAACAUAUAAUAUUCUUCAAGACUGUCAUCAUUCCUCUACAUAAGGUUUAAACCUGCCAGUUCUAUCAUGAACAAUUAUUAAGAUGCUCAAUGCUCUUUUUAUCCAAAGACCCAACCUUAGCAACAUUCUUAGUAGAAGGUCUGCUUAGGUAUUGGCCAUUUGCUAAUUCAGCCAAAGAAGUGAUGUUUCUCAAUGAACUUUUAGAAGUAUUGGAGGUCUGUGAAAUUUCCAAAUUGGAGCCUUUGAUCCCUAAACUAUUUAAAAGGUUAAUUAAAUGUAUUGCUGGACCACACUUGUAAGUGGCUGACAGAGCCAUGUGCUUCUUUGAAAAUGAUUACUUCCUCACCAUUCUAAAGAGUUAUAAGCCAUUCACAUUCCCCCUAUUAGUUCCAGUCAUUGCUCAAAUAGCUGACACUCAUUGGCAUAAGGUAUUACAAGAAUCUUUGAAUGCUUUAAAAACAAUUCUAAAGGAAAUUGAUUACCAAGCAUUUGAUAAGGCUUUGAAUAACAAGGAUCCAAAAUAUUUGUAUAUAAUCUAAGAUGCCAAGAAUCAAAAGAAAGACAGGUUAAAAAUAGAUGAGAAAUGGAAAAACCUAACCAAAUAAGCAUUACAAAAGAAUCCAAACCUCAAAGAGCCAGUUGUUCCAUACUCAGAUACCCACAUUGUUGGAGAGCAUAAUGGUCUAAAUAAUGGAAAUAUCACCAUAUUAUGA